Messenger RNA from Styela clava, 6063 nucleotides. Lineage: Eukaryota; Metazoa; Chordata; Ascidiacea; Stolidobranchia; Styelidae. The record is from RefSeq and is a predicted model, not a curated record.
UACAUUUCUCUGUCACUCCUUAUAUAAAACUAGCGUAUUUAUAAAUUAAAAAAUGAAUUUACGAGACUAUGCAAUCAUCUUCUUUAUAUGGUACAGAAAUAUGGCAUACAUCCUCGCCCAACAAGGUCUUCCAUUUGAAUCUAUACUCCUUGAAUCUGCGGAAAUGCGAUUUUAUCACCAUCGUAGAUUGAAAAAUGAGGGAACCGAAAUUCACGAAUUUUGUCGUGAGCAAGGAGAAGGAUUGGUGCAGUUACAUACACCUACAUUGGAAACAUUUAACGCGUUUAAAAAUUACUUGAAAAAAAAAACUAAAUACACGGAAGUUGGAUACUGGUUGGCAUAUAAGGACGAUGAGAAUGAAGGAGAUUGGUACACUCCCGAAAAAGUGCCGGUACCGGAGUAUUACAGAUGGAAAGAUGGUGAACCAAACGGAAGCAAAGAACAGAAUUGUUUGUGUCUAAAGCACGAAUCAAUCAACAUGGCGGAAUCAGUCAACAUGGCGGUAUAUGAUGUUGACUGUGACUUAGAAGAUAACAUGGUUUAUGCUGCUUGCUACAGAAAGAUUUCACCACCGACUAUUGAAUUUGUUGAAGAACAAGAAUGUUCAAAUGUAUUAAACAUACGAUGGAAGCCAGAUGAUGAAUCGUUAGAUUUAAAAUACAGAAUAACGGUAGAACCGGAAGAAAAUACUCACAAUCCUAUAAUACGAGAUGAGAGAGUUAUGGAGAAAGGUACGAGAACAACUUCGAUAAGUGAGGUUAAAAGAGGAAAUAUCUAUAAUAUAGUGGUCAGUGUAUGUAUUGAUGAAUGUUGUUGUGGAAUGAUGAGAGCUGUUCACAAAACAGAGAAAAAGUUCGGUGGGAAUGCUCCUCCGUUACUUAAUCCGCAUAUAAAACAGAUAGGCAUUUGCCAUUUGAAGUGGGAAGUUCCAGAAGGAAUAGCAAAGGAAGAUGUGAUCAGUACCAAACUAACGUUAGCAUCAAGUCCAGCACAUCUUCGCGAUGUAAGCGAAGAUGCUUUGAACAAACGUGAGAUAGUGAGAGUUGAAGGACAACUUGAACAUUUGUUUAAACCAGAAGCUAAUCGUGAAUAUGUCGUGUGGGGUCAACUAGAAACAUGCGGAGGAUUUGGCGACAAAAUACAGAUUGAAGGAAAAUGCUCAGGAAACACGAAACUGACAACAAAAUUCUUCGUUCCGAAAAUUCCAAAUCCAUCUAUAGUAUUUGUAGCAAACGGUCUAAAGGUUCAAAUUGGAUUUCCUGAUGAUAAUAGUCCAGUGGGAAGUUGUAUUUUUCUUCUAAUACAACCGAUGCCCGCAAACGCUCGAAUGGAGUCUUCUGGAUAUAGCAACGAUUACAAAAUAGAAGAUUUAAAAGCUGCAAGUGGGAAUCCACCAGGAACGAAAACACCGUACAUCGCAUCAGCAUUAGAUAGGUCUAAAAUAACCAGAGAUUUUGUUGAAAUCGCACUUGGAAUGGGCGAAACGACUACGUGUAGCGUGGGAGCGGGAAACCCAAUUAAAGGCCAAAACUAUGAAUUAAAAUCGGAAUGGUCGUACAGUUUCUUUGUUGUUACUUCGACGCCUACUUCUAAAGAUAAGCCAAUGGGUUUUAUAGAUGCUAUCGCGAGUGUGGGUUCGUCCAGCAUUGUCCAGGUUCUAAGUCGAAGUGCAUCGUGUGAAAUGUCGAGUUCGUUACUGAUAGAGGCAGAAGAAAAUCCCGGAAGUUCGCCAGAUAUAACUGUCACUGGUCCGAGUUCUGGAUGUAGCAGUGCUGGUAACGUGAUAGCUGGAAUUCUCGGUUUUCUGUUUUUUGUUGUGGUCGGAGCCUCAGGGUUUUAUGUUGCAAAAUCAAAGAAGUCUAAGGAAGAUGGCAAAAAAGAUGAAGAAGAGGAGGAGGAAAAAGAGGAAGGCGAAGAGGAAAAAGAAGAUGAAGACAAAGAAACGCAAGAAAACGAUGAUACCAGUAGGAAACCAAAGAAAAAGAAACAUAAAGAUAAAGAGCAGGAAAGAAAUAAAGAACAAUCUGAAGAUAAGAAAGAGAAAGAUGAAUCACAUGAAUUGUUACCAAGAAAAUAUUCAUCUACCAAGCUAAGGGGACCAAGUUCUGGAGUUGAAAAAAGGCACUUAGACAUGGAAUUUACCUGCAAACUUGAUCAUCAAAAGAAUAGAAAUGGAAUAAUGGAUUUACCGAAAGAUGUUCAAGUUAUGAUUCUACAAAAGCUUCCUUAUAAGGAGCUUAUUCAGCUGCUGAAAGUUUCAAAGUAUUUUGAAAAUCUCAUCAAAAAUGAAGCACCUGGUCUUCUACAAAAUAUCACAUUACCGGAUAUUUUUUUGAAUGCUGAAAAUAGCAAAGCACUCGCUUGGCUUGCAUCAAAAGGUAACCUUGAAGCCAGUAUUAAACUCGGAUUUGCACAUUUAUAUUUUGAUGGAUUGGUUGAUUCCGCCCGUGUUCGUCAACAAAACAGUUUAAUAGCAGCUAAAUAUUUUUGUGAAAUGGAGCAAAAUAGCCGACUCAAAUUGCCAAUAACUUGGGUCUUCAUUCGUCCACCGUGGUCUGCUGCUUCUGUUUGUCGAAAAGCUUUUGUUUUCAAACAAUUAUCAAAAGCAGUUGAUGAUGGUAAUAAUCAUCCUAAUUUGUUAUAUUGCAUUGGGAAAGUAUUGCAGUUAUUUGAAGAUGAUUUAGAGAAGCGUCAAUCUGCAAAACAAUGGUUUCAACGUGCAGCCGAUGUCGGUCUUCCUAAUGCAAUGCAUGAAUUAUGGUGCAUGGAACUUGAAGAUAUUGAAGGUUUUUCUUCCAUAGAAAGCUUCGUUUCAUCAAGAAGUCCUGGACUUCGAUUAUCAUUGAUUCGAAAAUUAAGGAAAAUUGCCGCUGCUGGACAUAAGCCUGCACAAAUGCAGUUAUGUCGAUUAUAUGCAAUGGGAAAUUAUGGGGGAUUGCCAAUGGAGGUUGCACUAGAUUACACAAAAAAUAUAAUUCAAAAAUCUUCAUUAAAGCAAAUUAAUCAGAUACCAAAGUAUCAAGAAAAUGUAACCGGUAGUAUGAGAUACAUCCUUGUUGACUGGUUAAUUGAAGUAGCAACAAUGAAAGAUUUUGGCAGUGAAAUGUUACAUACAACUGUCAGAUGCGUUGAUAGAUAUUUGUUAUUACGACAAGUAUCAAGAUCACGUCUUCAACUUUUAGGAAUAGCUUGCAUGGUAAUCUGUACCAGAUACAUGGAAAGAGAUGUCUUGACAAUUCGAGAAGCAGUUUGGCUGACUGAUUCAACGUAUAAAUAUAACGAGCUCGUGCAAAUGAUUGAAGACGUUGUUGCAACGUUAAAUGGAAAUAUUAAAGAAAUGACAAUGUAUGAUUAUCUAUCAAUAUUCUUAAAUUCAAAUACUCUUGACAGAAAAAGUCAGGAUAUUGCAAGAUUCAUUGCAGAUGCUAGUUUACUUCAUGUUGACAUUGUGAGUCUCCCUCCUGGAAUUUCUGCUGUUGCUGCAGUAUUUCUUGCAAAUUUUACUGCAAACCCCAGCAAUCCAUGGCCUUCAAAACUAUUAAAACUAUCUGGAUAUACUUUAGGAGAAUUAUUUCCAACCACAAUUGAAAUUUAUGAGAAAUGUUUGGAUAAAGAACCACCGACUGAUUUUAGAAACAGAAAACUUGACGCAGUAGAAGAACGAUAUAGUCAAUGUCGGUAUGGCUCAAUCAAAAGAACGCAACUCGUCACACACGAACAACUUAUUUCUUAUAUGCAAAUUACUUGUGAAUAUGAUUCACCGGAAUGUAUCAACACUCCAUGUUGCAGUCAUUCUGUAACUAUUUCCUCAGAAGUAAAAUUAAAAGAAGAUCAUAUAGAUUCAACUCCAGAAUCUGAAAAAUUGGACUAUUUUGAUUUAGUGAUGUCUACAGAAGAAGAUGAAAUUGAAUCUUCAGAAGAGUCCGAUCUUGAGACAGACACUCCACCGACGUUAUCAUCAGCGUAUUUGAUGAGAACAGAUACAAAAACAAGGAAAAGAAUUACAGCUAAUCGUCUUGCUGAAUCAAAAUCUGCAGAAAAUUUGCCAGCAACCUCUAGUUCUAAAAGCAAAAUCACUAAAUUGUUACCCAAAAAGCGAAGUAUGGAUAAAUCUAAGCCUUGCAUGACGGUUAAUGAUAAAGAAAAUAGGUUAUCAGUACCCUGUGCCAAUAAAAUUGCACCAUAUAAUGCAAAUGAAGCUGUUUAUAAAGAGAAAUCUGCUAAAAUAAAUGGUAUAAAAGAAAGAACUAAUAAUGUGAAAUUGUCUAAAUCAAGAAGUUCUAGAUCACCUCGAAUGAGAAUGUAAUUUCAAUUAAAAGGUUUCUUGAAAUUGUUCAUUAAAUAUGAACUUCAAUAUGAAUUGGAGUUUGUUUUUCUGUAAUAUCUGUAUUUGAAGUGAAUUAUCAUAUUCAUCAAACUGUCCAGAGUUAUCGCUCAGUCAGACCAGAAAUAUAGCAAUAUGAAAGGAUAUCUAAAUAUUAAAUUCAAUAGAAUUAAAAUCUCAAUACACACAUAUAUGAAUAGCCUAUACAUUUCUGUUUCUAUGGACCUUUUUAAUAUUCGAAAUAUAUCUAAACAACAUGCCAAUUGCCAAUUUAUAUAUUGCUAUAUUUUUAAUGCGUUUAAUAUGUUGGUGUUGAGAUUUGAGCCAUUUUUUUGUGCUCAUCAUUUUGUACUUCCCGUUGUUUUAUUCAACUUCUGUGUUAUUUUUUUCUUCGAAUGAAAUUUUUCAAUCUCAAAAUGAAAUGUUUUCUCCUUCAUACCUAUUAUUAUUGUUAGUUUCUUUAUUUUUCUUCUUUCAUUAAACAGUCAUUCUUUACAUUGUAGUGUCUUUUGUAUGUAAUGAAUGUGCAUUUGUUUGCCAAUUAUAUCAUAAGAACAUUUAUGAUAGCUACUAAGCUUUGUUUUUGCAAUGUAUACGGUAUGUUUUUUUGCAAGAUUGUUUAUAAUUGGUCCUUUUUUCGUCAUCAAUUUAUUUAAUUCAAUAAAUGUUUAUUUCUUUUGCAAUACAAUACGGUGGUAUUGAACAAAUAAUAUUUUCAUUCUAAAAUGCUAGUAUCACUUCUUUGAUUGAGUUCUCAGAAUGAGGCAGGGGUUCCACUUGACUAAGGUUAUCUGAUAUCAUGGUAAUUUCAAAUGGACUGAGGACCCUUCUUAUCAGCCCUAACUUUCCUAAAUAAUCUACGUUUUUCAUAUUAUAUAUUGGACCUCCUGGAGUAUGCGCACCAAAAUGGCGCACAGCCUGAACUCUGGUUGUGUACCAGGUUAGGGUUCAGGUUAUGCCACAUCCUGGUGCGCAUACUUCAGGAGCACCGAUAUAUUUCUACGGCUUAUGCUCCAAAUAAGGCAGUGGACAAGUAGACACUGCUGGGUAAAGGGUGGAAGUGAGUUGCGACUGGAAUCUUUUCUCUUCGGCAUUAUCUACCCAAUUUAUCAGUGAAGUUGUGGGCAUGAGGCUUGAACCAUGAGUCUGCAGCCUGCAAUCUAAAUCUAAUUCCUUAACAACCAGGCCAUCAUGCUCACACUAGACAAUGUUUAUAUGAAAGUUCUCUCACGUAGCUAUGAAUGGGAUUGUAAUAUGCCUGUUUACUGAUCCCAAAUUUUAUCAACCAUCCAGGAAAUGUGUCUAAGAUAUCACUCAUUUUUACAUCCCAAGUUAGAAAUGCAUUGGCAUAUUUCAGGCUAAUACUGAUCCCAAUUUGCUUGAAUUAGGUAACUGAUUACAUUAUCUGAAAGAAGAUGAUAUUGCCACUUUUAUUCUCUCAAAGAUAUAACACACAAUAUUUUCCCAUUCAUUUUAUCUAUAAAUCCAUGUGUAUUUGCAUAUUAAUAUCCGUCUUAUGCCACCUCAUGGUCAGAGUAAUUAAUGCCUCUUAUUUCCUUAGAAUUUCUUUAUUUAAUUAACCAAUCAAUUUUACACUGCCUUCAGUUGUUUUAUUCUCUGUCCAACUGAUUCAAUGCUUUUUUCUUAAGUAAUUAGCAUAUAUGUAUAUUUUGCAAUUAUUCAACUUUGUGUGUAAUAAGCAUUUUUUGCUCAUGAUAUUUGUAUUUUGUAUUUAAUAG